AUAAAUCAACAGCAUAUUUAAAGCAAUUUGUAAAUAAUUAAAGCAUCGUAAUUCUUCUUAGUUAUAAUAUGGGAGGCGGUGAUUUGAAUUCAAAGAAAUCAUGGCAUCCAAAUACAAUGAAAAAUCAAGAACGGGUUUGGAAAGCGGAGCAGGCAGCAGCAGAAGAAAAGAAACGUAUAUCAGAACUUCAACGCGAAAGAGCUGAGGAAAGAGAUCGGGCAGAAUUGAAUCAGAUGAUUCAACGAUCCGCAGACAAAUACGGCGAUAAUCGCCUCAAUUGGAUGUAUGAUAAACCUGACAAAAAAGUACAAGAAGAAGAUUAUCUUCUUGGUAAAUCUAUCGAUCAGAACUAUUGUCGGGAAAAGGAGGAACAAAGUACCAUACCAGCUGUUGCACGACGUGUGGUUGGUUCCAGUAUGUUGACUAGUGGUGGAGAUGCUCAAGUCGAUUUAGCUCGCAAAAUUCGAGAAGAUCCCCUUCUCCUGGUUAAAGAAAGAGAGAGAGCUGCCCGAGCAGCUCUUCUCAACAAUCCAUUGCAUCGACGUCGCCUUGCAGAUUUAUUACGGAAGGAACAGCAACAUAGAAAAGAGAAAACCAAGAAGAAAUCGAAGAAGAAAGAGAAAGAUCUUGAUGUUAUGCUAGCAUCCAAAUUAAAUGCUUUGAGUGGGCAAAAAGGAAUAGAUAUAGCGAAAUUGCUUGAUUCAGAAGAUUCCUCGUCGGAUUCAUCUGACGAUAAACCUGUUAAGAAAAAGAAGAAAGUAAAGGAACAAAAUAAAAAAAAGAAGUCUAAAAAGUCGAAAUCAAAGAAAAAAUAUGACACAUCUCCAGAUUCUUCAGAUGUGUCAAAUAAUUACAAGCAUAAGAGGAAAUCAAAGACCGAAGAAAAAUUGACAGACAAGUAUAAUAACUCUAAAAAACGUAAAAUUGACAACGACUUCUCUGAAUGUGAAAAAAGCAUAGAACAAGUAAGAAAAAGGAUAAGUCCUGAAAGAGAUGUCGAUAGGAAGAGGAGUCGGCGCCAUUCCAGCGACGAGGACGAAACAAAAACACAAGGUGAAAGGAACGCGAUGAGGAAAGGACGCGAGGAAACAUAUAACAGCAAAAGAGAUGUAGAACGGACGCGUGAGUGUGAAAGAGAGAGGGACAGAGGGCUUGAUUCGCGUUCAGAUUAUGGAAGGAGGUGGAAGCCUGAGAAGCCAAAGAAAGGGUUAAGCGAUGCGGAGAGAGCGUCCAAGUUAGCAGCUAUGGCGGCAGCAGGGGCGGAACGUGAGGAAUCACGCGGUAGGCGCGUGGCCGAGCAGCGCCGAGCGGAUCUCGUCGACAACGCCGGAGCAUCUCGACCACGUACUAAUGAUGCGAGAACAUUACCCGAGUCACUCGAAUCUCGCAUCCGAUCCAACAAACAUUAUAUACAACGCGAUCGACACCACAUGAAUGAACACUUUGCAAGACGGUAGUUACAAAUAAAACAAUCGUUUUUUUGUUAUGUUAUAAUUAGUUCUAGUUUACAUAGAAUAUCUUAACAAAUGUAAAUAAUGUAUCUAUCAAAUUACAAGAAAUUCACUCGAAAGUAUUUCGACAAUGUUCAUAUUUUCAGUCAUAUCUUGAUAAAUAUGGUUAGUCCAGCGGUAUCUUUUCUUUGACGAUCUGUAAAUAUAAAAAGUUACUCUU
Molecule: messenger RNA, 1671 nt
Organism: Diatraea saccharalis (sugarcane borer)
Lineage: Eukaryota; Metazoa; Arthropoda; Insecta; Lepidoptera; Crambidae
Source: the annotation of a GenBank genome assembly